Molecule: messenger RNA, 1749 nt
Organism: Cuscuta epithymum
Lineage: Eukaryota; Viridiplantae; Streptophyta; Magnoliopsida; Solanales; Convolvulaceae
Source: the annotation of a GenBank genome assembly
UAGUUGGGCCCUUUGCCCAAAGCCCAACAAUUAUUUUUACAAUUAUUAAACCCUAGAAAUCAUUUUUUUUAUAUGAACAAGAUAUAUAAGCUUCCCUUUGUCCUCCUUUUUGACAAUUCACCGUUCUUACACAUCCGAUCCAGUUAUGGCUGGACUGGCACCUGAAGCUUCUCAAUUUGAUGCCCGUCAAUAUGAUGCUAAAAUGACUGAGUUGCAAGCUGAUGGACAAGAUUUCUUUACAUCUUACGAUGAGGUUUAUGACAGCUUUGACUCUAUGAAUUUGCAAGAAAACCUGCUAAGAGGCAUCUAUGCUUAUGGUUUUGAGAAGCCCUCUGCAAUCCAGCAACGUGGUAUUGUGCCUUUUUGCAAAGGUCUAGAUGUCAUUCAACAAGCACAAUCCGGAACCGGAAAGACUGCAACUUUCUGCUCAGGGAUCCUCCAGCAACUGGAUUACACCCUAGUUGACUGUCAGGCACUUGUGCUUGCACCCACACGUGAACUUGCUCAACAAAUUGAGAAGGUCAUGAGGGCGCUUGGAGACUACCUUGGUGUGAAAGUUCAUGCCUGUGUUGGUGGGACCAGUGUACGUGAAGACCAACGGAUCCUUCAAAGUGGUGUUCAUGUAGUGGUGGGUACACCAGGACGUGUGUUUGAUAUGUUGCGCAGACAGUCCCUUCGCCCUGACCAUAUUAAGAUGUUUGUUUUGGACGAAGCUGAUGAAAUGCUCUCUAGAGGUUUUAAAGAUCAGAUCUAUGAUAUUUUCCAGCUGUUACCGCCAAAGAUCCAGGUCGGUGUUUUCUCUGCCACAAUGCCACCAGAGGCACUCGAAAUCACCAGGAAGUUCAUGAACAAACCAGUCAGGAUUCUUGUGAAGCGUGAUGAACUUACCCUUGAAGGCAUCAAGCAGUUCUAUGUCAAUGUGGACAAGGAGGAAUGGAAGCUAGAAACACUCUGUGAUCUUUAUGAGACAUUGGCUAUUACCCAAAGUGUCAUUUUUGUCAACACAAGGCGGAAGGUUGACUGGUUGACUGACAAGAUGCGUGGCCGUGACCACACUGUUUCUGCCACCCACGGUGACAUGGAUCAGAACACUAGGGACAUCAUCAUGAGGGAGUUCCGAUCUGGCUCCUCUCGUGUCUUAAUCACCACUGAUCUGUUGGCCCGAGGUAUUGAUGUUCAACAGGUGUCGCUUGUGAUAAACUUUGAUCUUCCGACUCAGCCUGAGAAUUACCUCCAUAGGAUUGGGCGUAGUGGCCGGUUCGGGCGGAAGGGUGUUGCCAUUAACUUUGUGACUAAAGAAGAUGAGAGAAUGCUUGGUGACAUACAGAAGUUCUAUAAUGUUACUGUAGAGGAGCUGCCUGCAAAUGUUGCAGAUCUUCUCUGAUGCGCUGGAGAAGUUGAAUGUUUCCCCUAUUCCUUUGACAUGGAGUUAGCUUGAUAUAUUAUUUAUUUUUAGGUUCUUUUUCAUGUGUAGUACAAAAAGGAGAUUCUGAUUUCCUUUCCAAUUUGGUCAUUGUUGAUGAAAUCGCUACUGUUACAAAUUUUGUUUGCCUCUUAUUUUUUUUUUUAAUUUAUUUUCUUAAAUAUCCAGAACAACUGCAGUAACGAGUGUUGUUUACAUUUAUGAUGACUUAAAUAGUAUUUUAUCUUCCUGCUUAGUUUAAUUAUUUUGUUUUUGGGCUGUGCUUUUCGUGCAGUCGUGUGCUUACUGAUUGGAUAACAAUUCAAUUAUUUUCAUCGUUUGUGAAA